Salvia hispanica is the source of this 696-nucleotide messenger RNA. Its product is annotated as large ribosomal subunit protein eL14y-like. NCBI's taxonomy places the organism in Eukaryota, Viridiplantae, Streptophyta, Magnoliopsida, Lamiales, Lamiaceae. Gene Ontology annotation, cellular component: ribosome; cytosolic large ribosomal subunit. Gene Ontology annotation, biological process: translation; ribosomal large subunit biogenesis. The record is from RefSeq and is a predicted model, not a curated record. Gene Ontology annotation, molecular function: RNA binding; structural constituent of ribosome.
CCAACUAACACGCAGAAAAACCUAACCCUAAUCCCCAUCACAAAAUCUGCACUUUCAACCCUUUUUAUUUCUCACUGAACACCUGCAUCUUCUCCUCCUCCCGCCGCAGAUCGCCGCUCAUCAUGCCGUUCAAGAGGUUCGUGGAGAUCGGAAGGGUUGCCCUCGUCAAUUACGGCGAGGACUACGGCAAGCUUGUCGUCAUUGUCGAUGUCAUCGAUCAGAACCGGGCCCUUGUUGAUUCUUCUGACAUGGUACGUAGCCAGAUGAACUUCAAGAGACUUUCUCUCACAGAUAUUAAGAUUGACAUCAAGAGAGUUCCGAAGAAGAAGGUUCUUGUUGCUGCUAUGGAGGCUGCUGAUGUUAAAGGAAAGUGGGAAAAGAGCUCAUGGGGUAGAAAGCUCAUUGUUCAGAAGAGAAGAGCCUCUCUCAAUGACUUUGACCGCUUUAAGCUUAUGAUUGCCAAAAUCAAGAAGGCUGGUGUUGUCAGGCAGGAGCUUGCUAAGCUUAAGAAAGAGACCUCAUCUUAGAAAAUUUAUUUUCUGUAUUUUACAAGAGCAAUGCUUAGGAUUUUGGAAAUUGUUCUUGAAUACUUGUAACAGUAAAGGAUGCUCCAAUUUUGCCUAUUCAUGUCUGAACUCGAAAGUUUUAUAUUUUUGUUUGAUGAAAUGCUCCCUUGGUGGGGGGCUGUAUUGACUA